CGGAGACUCGCGACGCUGCGACCGGAUCUGAUCAACUUUUCCCGGAGAGACGCGAGGAAGCCGCCGAGGAUCCCCGCUGCCGCCCCGGGUCCCUGAGCCGCCCGAGCCCGGAGCCCGGAGCCCGGAGCCCGGAGCCCGGAGCCCGGAGCCCGGAGCCCGGAGCCCGGAGGUUGGUUCUGUUUGUUCUGGAGGUGAGCAGCUCCCCCUGCAGGCCCAACACAGUUCUGCAGACACACACACACACACACACACACACACACACACACAUACACACACACACACACACACACACACACACACACACACACACACACACACACACACACACACACACUGCCACACAGCUGAAUGGCCACAGGAGUGAAGCACUGCAGCUCCCAUGAAGCCAGUUACCAGGUGAGAGAGUGUGUGUGGGGCCAACAGCAAGGGGCGAGCAGCGAGGACGAAGGAGGCGGAGUCACAUGGGAAACCCAGGCCAUGGAGGUCAAAGGUCAACUCAUCUCAGUGCCUGACCCGGUCAGCUGUCCGGACAGGAAGCAGCGGGUGGAGCGCAUGGCGGAGCUUCAGGAGAGGAGGCGGAGCCUGCAGGCGCUGCUCAGCACGCGAUUGGCCGAACUGAGACGCAUCUGCCUGCAGGAGGCGGAGCUGACGGGGGAGGUGCCUCAUGACUUCCCCCUGGAGGCGGGAGAGAAGCCCCCCUGUGUGAGGAGGAGAAGUGGGACGUCCCGCCCAGGAACCAGGAAGUGUAAAGCAGAGGAGGAGGAGUCUCAGCGUUCAAAGCCAAAGAAAACUUUAUUCAGCGGAGCUCUGAGGAAACACAGCGACUCUGAACACAACACACACACACACACACAGACACACACACACCAUGGCAAGAGGACCGUCCACAGAGGCUGUCACACAGACGACACAGUGAAGUCAGAGAGCAGCUCAACAUCAGACUCAACAGGACAUGACAACGAUGAUAGUGCUUCCUCUCACUGUCGCCCCCUCCUGGUCUCUGCCGUUUCUCCAGUGGAGGUUUAUUACCAAAUCAAAACCAGGAGGAACUCCCUGGCGAGCUCCAACAACAGUCCCAGUCGUUCCCUCCCUCGCAGCGUUUCCAACCUGGAAGGCCGGAGCGUUCCGGCCACGCCCCUUUUAUCUCGGAAUGGAGCGAUCACAGCACACAUCAGGAACGAGCAUCCGGAGAACCACAAGCUCCUCCCCCUGCCCGCCUCCCACCCCCCUCCCCACCCCCUGCAGCCCCCCCCUCCCCCGCCGCACUCCCACGACAGCUCCUCCUCCUCCGGGCCCAGCGAACCAGGAGGCGAGGGCGGGGUCAGGGGUCACGGCGACAGAGGGGGGGAGGGCGGGGUCAGGGGUCACAUGGCGCGACGAAGCAACAGCUCAGACGGCCUCCUGGACCGAACCGCCUCGUCAGAGGAGGAGGCGGGGCCGAGCCAGAGCCAGGGGGGCUUGUGGGUAAACGGGACGGCGUCCUCCAGGGGAACGAACACAGCCGGACUCUGCAAGGCCUCCGAGACCAGGAUGAUGAACGGACACGCUGAAGCUGGAGGACGAGGAGGAGGAGGAGGGGGGACAGGAAGAGGAGGAGGAGGCGGAGGAGCGGGAGGAAGGGGGCGGGGCUACAGCGAGGUCCUGCUGGACUACGUCUGGGGCAAACAGCAGAAGAUGCAGCUGCAGAGGCAACAGUCCCAGCUGAACCCCAGACAGCCAAUCACAUCGCAGCACCCCCUGCCCUACAACGGCUACCCCUCCCAUCCCUCCCAUCAGCCCCCGGGGCAGAGCGCCCCUCCCCUCCCCGGCGUCCCCCCCGCCUACCGAGGUCACCCCGGUGACCAGCGGCGGGUCAAAGUGACCCGAACCAAAUCCUGCGGCCCGUUCCUCCCCGUCCCACAGAGCCAGGCCGAGUCCUACCUCGAUACCCAUAAUGCCUCUCUCUCUGCUCACCCUCCCCCCGCCAUCCAGCCGGACCCCCACCCCCACCUGCUGCCCCCCCGCCCCCCCCAGCACCUCCCGGCCCAGGACGCUCACCUGGAGGAGGCGACCCGCAGCCUCCACAAGGCCCUGGCCCUGGAAGGUCUGAGGGACUGGUAUCUGCGCAACACGAUAGGCUCCACCCACCAAAACCAGGUCAGCGGGAAGGUCAAUGCAAAGGUCAACGAGGGAGUGAAAGGUCACGAUGGCGGGGUCGUCGGAGGAGGAGGAGGAGGGGGAGGGGGAGGGGGAGGGGCUCUGCAGCGCAGACGCACCACUCACGGCGUGACGCAGCAAUCGGCCUAUCAGACGGAGACGCAUCAUCAGUACGCACCGCCGCCGCUUCAUAAACAGACGGCACUGCCGCAUUCGGCCACUUUCCACGGACACCCGCUGCACGGCAGGUCUCUGGACGGGUCUCUCUACCAGGACUCCUUCCCCUCUCAGAAACAGGAAGCUGCUCUGAAGGAACCGCCCGCAGACCAGCCGUCUCCCGGGACGCUGGUCUGACCGGCCCACCGGGGGGCGGGACAGGCCGCCGGCCGGCUCCCCAGCACAACAGGUUAAUCUGCGUUACUCUCACCUGUCACAUUCCCGAUGAUCAGCCGUCUGCAGGAACAAGGAGGAGGUGGGAUCCUGCCAGGACGUUCUCCUCUGGACCUCCAGGAGGAGGAACCUCCUGCUGCCCGCUGGGACCUCCCAGCUCUCAGUGUUAGUGUGAGGUUUGGGGUCAGAGCCCCACAGCUUCUUCAGGUUGCAGUGGCGGCCCGGGAGGCUGUGCUCGAGGGCAUGCUGGCAGGACUGGAACCAGCAGCCCUGCAGCUCCUGGACAAUAUCCAGAACACAGGGACACAGGGACAUGUGGAACAUGUGGAACAUGUGGAACAUGUGGAACAUGAUAGAGAACUCUCCGAGUCUUCACAGAAAAGCACAUGACAUCAUCAGGCCCCGCCUCCUGCCCCUUUGAGCUCAGUGUAAUCUGAUUACUACAGAUAACUCUUUACCUGCUCAGUCACUUAAUUUAAUUUUAUUUAUAGACCUUCCAUGACUGGAACACACAGGCUCCCGGCAGCCACACACACACACACACACAGCCACACACACACACACACACACACACACACACACACACACACACACACACACACACACACUCACACACUCUGUUGGAGACUGCAGUCCCCUGUCUCACCACAGGAGGCAGGUGAGCAGCAGGUGUGCAGAGGUGCCUCCAGCCUCUCUGCUCGGACAAUCAGGGCUCCUGUGUUUUUGUACGAGUCACUUUGAUCUCAUGUCGACGACGUAGGAACCGACGUCUCUGCUGUUGCACUCCCUUCCAAUCAGACGGGACGGUUCGCUCCUCGGUGACAUCACCAGCGCGGUCAGACAACCAGCAGCUUUUUUAAAAACACGAGUAUUCGUUCAGCUUUUUGAUAAUCUGUAAACUGAUCAGGGGAAACAUCGAGCCAAAUGAUCACGGCGGCGAUUCUCAGGUGAAUGAAACCCAGAAAAUGUCUCAGCUCAGUGGUUUUCAAAGCGGGGUCCAGGGGCUCCCAGGGGACCUCGAGGGUCCUCCGGGGGUCCUCAGCAACGAGAGGAACAGUUUACGCCUUUCACAAAUAUUUUAACACAAAAAUCUGAUCUAGCGUCGCUGAUCUGACCUUUAAGAGAGAACCUCGCCUGGCUCACGCCUCCUCGGCCUCCAGGCCGCGUGCCGACGGCGAAGGAGGAGACGGGAUCGGUGUCGCGUCGCCGCGUUUCCCUUCCCGCUCGUUAGUUCACCAAGUCGAUGACUCAGCUGUGCUUUUUAAUGUUGCUAUGGUUACACAUAGGGUAGCGCAAGAACAGCGGUUAAACUUCAGAAUCAGAAAAGAGCAUUCCCCCAGACCGGUGGUGUAAUGGGAUUUAAUAAUUGGAAAUAUCAUUUUCUUGUCAUUUUUAAAGAUAUUUUGUCUGUAAUUUUCUGGUGAUUUUCUUGUAAAUUUUGUUUUUACUAAUUUCUCACUUUCUGUUCAUUUUGUUUCGAAUUGCAUCAGAUGAAUUUGCUGAGGAAAAAGGUGAUUAGCAAAUAAAUAAAUAGACAGAUCAUCUUUAUUGUCCACAGAUGUGAAAAUUUAAAUGCCUUCAGCUUCACAAGUUAAAACCCAUCACAGUAAAUCACAGUCCAUCCCAUAAUAACAUCCAGCCUGCAGGCACUGGGCUGAGUUUAGCAGAGUCACUGCAUUUGCAACGAAAGACUUUUUAUACAUUUAAAUUUUGUAAAUCUCUGGAGUAAAAAAUGCAAAAAGAAGAAAGUUACCUCGAAAAUUACUGGGAAAGUUUCUUUUUUAAAUGAUGACGAAAGUAUUUUUCUAAAUAUUGAAGCGAUGCGCUGAAAGGUCAGAUCAGAUUGUUGUGUUUAAUGUUUGUGAGGAAAAUCAGGGCAACAUGACUUCACCUUCCCAUUGAAAUCAGCAGGAAGCUGCUGCUGCUGUUCAGGUCCAGACGGUGAGAAGGUGCACGGUCAGGUGACCUCUGACCUCUGACCCUGCUGCGCUACUGAAGCCAUUCGUGUGCACUGACCAGGGAAGCACAGACAGGCGGAUCGCUCGAUCGAUCGAUCGAUCGGCUGCCGGGACGUCCUGUCGCUCACUUCCUGUCGCUAAACUUCACUGACUGUCAGCACGAGAGCAAUAAGAGGAACUGAGCCCACUUCCUGUCUGGGCGGCGGUUUGGACACGCCCUCGCACGCGCCCUGCCAACCAGACGCAGCGACAAUCAGACGGACAUGAUGUCACUGACUGAUUGAUUGUGAUUGACUGACUCUUGUAUUGAUGAACUGGAUUAAUGAUGUAAUGUUUUGUUGCCCUGCAGACUCCACAUGUUCUGAUCAAAUGCAAUUUUUUAAAUGGGAGCAGCGGAGUGUGUGUGUGUGUGUGUGUGUGUGUGUGUGUGUGUGUGUGUGUGUGUGUGUGUGUGUGUGCAGGCUGCAGGAGGGUUUUAUAGCAGUUUGUCGUCUGAAGGGAUUUUCUGCUUUUCUUCUUCUGUGUAAUUUGAACUGAACCAGCUGCCAGCCAAUCAGGUCGUUCCGCUUCAGCCAAUGAGCUUCCUCAGAGCUGCUUCAAAGUAAUCUGACUACUUUGUAAUUAAUUUGUGUUCCCAGCAUGCUUUUCUACCUGUGGCGUCACACCAAAGCAGGAAGUGAAGUCAGGAUUAGAUUAAAAACAUGUAAAUAGCAGCUUUAUUCCCAGGGAUUAACCUGCAGGAAGUGCAGAGCCUCACCUGGAGCCUCACCUGGAGCCUCACCUGGGGCCACACCUGGGGCCACACCUGGGGCCACACCUGGGGCCACCUCCUGCACAUGAACUCUAUUUAUGACUUUAUAGUGUAUUUGAGACUGUAUACCUUCAGAAUUUUCAAGUUUUUUUCUCAUAAAUUCACAACUUUAAUCUGGGAAGUUUUUUCUCCCUCCCCCGGAUUAACUUUUCCUCCAGCGCUGGCCCUGAGAGGCUGUUGCUGAGUGGAGGAGCCCUGCUGUGCUCAGAGGGUCAGUCCAGCUCCAUCAGGGUGAACCAACAACCUGAUGCUGAGCAGAUCCUCUUGUUUGUGUUUCUGCUUCUUCUUCUUCUCUUCUUCCUCCUUGUUUCCAGCUUCAGCCACUGAUCCACUUUCUGGAUUUGUUUGGUCUCAUCUGAACUUAUUAUUGUGUAGGCUGAUUAUUUUAGGAAUUAUGCAUGACUGAUAUUUUUUAAAUUAACAUUUUAAAAACAAUCUCUCGUACUCCCUGCAGUACCCCGGCGUACCACUGGGGGGGCGUGGACCCCCAUUUGAGAACCGCUGGCCUGGACGAGCCGCUCAGCAGCACAGAGCUCUCUGACUUCCUGUUUGUUUGAUUGACAGCUGGAAAGACCGACAGAAAAACGGCUGCUUGUGUGUUCAGACAUUUAUGUUCAUUGUGGGAGCGUGCACGAGCGUGCACGAGGCUCGUGCACGCUCGCCCACUUCACCCACUUCACCCAGUUCACCAGCUUUAUGAACAGAACCAGGUGUACAUACAGGUUUAUGCUAAUCUGAUCAGACGCAUGUGUCUGCAUGUGUCAUACAUCUGAUCAGGUGUGUGUGUCCACACAGGUGUGUGUCCACACAGGUGCGUGUCCACGCAGGUGUGUGUCCACGCAGGUGUGUGUGUCCACACAGGUGCGUGUCCAGAGGAGGAGUCUCAGAGCUCAGGUGGGGCCUGCUCCAAUAUGAAACCACAACAGCUUCCUUUCCUGCUGUGUGUGUGUGUGUGUGUGUGUGUGUGUGUGUGUGUGUGUGGUACUGCAGUACGAUGCAGUAUCACUCACCAUCAGUACCUGUACAGAGUAUUUUGUGUGUCCUUCUGUGGGUCCAGGACCAGCUGUUGUUCAACAUCUGCUCACCUGGGUGACAUCACUGCUGUCUCUGCCGUGCUGCAUUCAGGUGCACUCUGUUUUUUCUUUUCUUUUUGAAUUCUACUGUUUGAAACAAACUGCAAACUCUGUAAAAACUUUUCUAUCUUUUGGAUUCUUCUGUUGUUUGUAUUUCUUGGCGGCGGCGGCGGCGGCGGCGGCGGCGGCCUCGAGCGCUCAGCAGUCAGACUCUCCGUGUUUUUAACUCCAGAUGUUUCCUGUCCGUCUGAAUAAAACUUCAGCAGAACCGUGUCAUGUCGUCUGUUCCAGGGGUUUUCAACAUGAGGUCCGGGGACCCCCAGGGGUCUUUGAGGGUCUUCCAUGAAAUCUUUCACAGGCGUUUCCACACCACAAAUCUCAAAGUAAUUAUAUUAUAAAUAUAACUUUACUUGUAAUGGUAUUUUUGUUCAGUUGUUAAUUUUCUUCUUCUCUUCUUUUUGCUGUUUAUUUUAAUUUUCUUUGCUAUUCUUAUUGUUCCGGUAUUAAAAUUGUAUUUCUCUGCUGUUUGUGCAGUAAAAACCUGAGCGCCGUGUUCAGGCGGACUCACGUGACCAUGGCUGUAAAUAUUUUGCUGGCAUUUAAAAAAAUUCAUUUCACGAUUACACAAAUUUUACCUUUAUAUCAUUCAUCAUAAUGGAGGGAUUUGUUUAAUUCACAUCUUUGCAUUGAC
Messenger RNA from Myripristis murdjan (pinecone soldierfish), 7059 nucleotides. RefSeq names its product coiled-coil domain containing 120a (gene ccdc120a). The transcript is spliced from 12 exons. The coding region runs from base 349 to 2490 and encodes 713 amino acids. Lineage: Eukaryota; Metazoa; Chordata; Actinopteri; Holocentriformes; Holocentridae. The record is from RefSeq and is a predicted model, not a curated record.